AAGUUGUGAUGCGAUCCCUGAUGAGCAGGGACGGCAUGGGGCAGUAGAGCUUCAAGCUAUGGAGAUUGAAAACUUUCUGAACGCAUUUGAAUUCCCGAAAGAGGCCAUAUCAACGUCUUUGAGCAUCGAAUAUUCAGACGAUACACGUAAGGGCAAAGAUCAUGAUGAUGGUGACGGAGGCGAAGAAUUCAGCGAACAAUCAAAAAGAAAUGCAAUUGAGCUUGAUAAAGAGGAUGCAGCGUUCUAUCUGGGCGACGAUCCCGAAAUCUUUGUCCGAUCAGUGACAACCAAUUCUCAUGAUUCAAUACUUCCUAUCGAAAGGGACAAUGAGAUCCUGAGCAGAGUUUAUUACAUUCCAGAAUGCUUUGAAGAACCCUUUCUAGAUAAUUUGGCGCAACUUGCAAGGAAGUUGGAGGGCAACUCACACUCGCACAACAUGUCGGCUACUCGCCGGUUCUUCUACUCGGAAAUCAUCGCAGAUGCCAUUCUUUCGCGACUUCCGCCAUCCCUAGGAUUUCAACGAAUUCUACCUGACAUGCGCUUCAUUGAGUACGGAGUAGGAGGCUUCAUCGCUCCCCAUACGGAUGGGGUGAUGUUCGACGCCAAGACAGGGAGACAGUCAACAACAUCUUUUCUCCUGUACCUCUCGUCCACCACUGAGGGAGGCUCCACCGAUUUCUUGAGCAGCGUGCAAGGAGGAGAAAUUCUACAUCAGGUAUGGCCAAGAAGAGGAUGGAUCCUCCUCUUUCCGCAUGACUCUCCUCAUGAAGGAACUGCAGUGUCUACUCAGCACAAAUUUCUGCUGCGUGGCGAUCUGUACUGAGUGGGGGAACGUUUAUUGC
This is a messenger RNA of Guillardia theta CCMP2712, 842 nucleotides long. RefSeq lists its product as hypothetical. Gene Ontology annotation, biological process: peptidyl-proline hydroxylation to 4-hydroxy-L-proline. The transcript has 6 exons. Gene Ontology annotation, molecular function: procollagen-proline 4-dioxygenase activity; L-ascorbic acid binding; iron ion binding. Lineage: Eukaryota; Cryptophyceae; Pyrenomonadales; Geminigeraceae. The record is from RefSeq and is a predicted model, not a curated record. The coding region runs from base 59 to 823 and encodes 254 amino acids. Gene Ontology annotation, cellular component: endoplasmic reticulum.